UGACUUGUGUUGAAUCUAUAACAGUUACGCGGGAUAUUCGAGUUAUUCCCGUUUUUAAGGUAUGAUCUCGUCAACUGUUGUUUUUGUAAGAACUCGUACAGGCAUUAAUGUUAGUGUUCAUAACUCAAAAUCGGAUCUAUAAACGUAUAUCGUCAUAUCCGGAUGCAGUCACCUGGGUUAGUCCAACUUUGGCGCCUUGGCUGCUUCUUCAGUCCAGUCAUGUCAGAGGCCGUCUCCGUGCUUCGCUGUUUCCAGACGUGACCCUCUGCAGUGACAAGGGGCUUAGCCUUGCUCAUAUACCCACAGGAAAGAAACAGAAGCAAUUCUGUGUGUUCUCUAUUAAGCUGUCAAGUGGGUUCUGUGGUCCAGAGAGAAGACCCCUCAGCACGGUGUCCCCUCGUAAGCACUCAUAAGAUUACAUUGUGCUGUGCAUUGUAUUAAAUUAAAUGCAGCAUUUCUGGACCACUUCAUGGGAGAGAUCUGACAAUUAUUGUGCCGCCACAAAAAUGUUAAGGUUUUAUUUACUUACAUUUUAGUUGUAAAGAAGCCCAUUUUAAAACUUAAAACAUUAUAGAUAUAAAUGCAAUUCAAUAUUUAAUAACUGGAGUCAGAAACAAACAGUUUUGGUUGGAGCUCCUUAAAAAUAACCACUGACUAGAGGCAAUAGGUGGGUUCCUGAAAAUAGAGGAUGGCCCCUGAGAUCCAGACAGUGGUGUGUUCCACCCAAGCCUGGCUGCAGACCUCCUGGCAUGUCCAGGUGCCCUAUGCCUGGCUGGAAGCCUGUGUGGAGUGGCUACAAGAAGAGGCAGGUGGGCCAGGUCGUCUGUCACAGCAGCAAAUUAACCAACAGGCUCUGGACCAGUGGCUGCUGACAGAUCUGAGGGACCUGGAUUGUCCUGUUCUCCCUGAAAGACUUGCUGAGGCACUUAAGACUAAACUCAGCGGCACUUUCUGUGUUCAGGUUGACUCAUUUCUUGACAUCAGUCAGCCUGCAUAUGGGCAGCUACAGAAAUGGAAGGGCACAGACUGCGGCAACGAUGAUGUGUCCGCAGUCACGCAGACCACCCAGAGGCCUUGGGAAGCCAGACCGACACGUAUGCUACUGCUGCAGAUAACGGAUGGAGUCCAGAGCUUGGAGGCCAUGGAGUAUCAGCCCAUCCCUGCACUCAGCACAGCCCUCAGGCCUGGCGCAAAGCUGCAGUUGCAGGGACAAAUGGUUUGCAGACUUGGGAUGCUGCUGUUGGGGCCUUCCAAUAUCAAAGUCCUGGGUGGUGAGGUGGAAGACCUAGUGGACAGGAAUACACAGGGCCGGGUACUGUCCCGUACACUUGGACUUGCUGAGGUGGAGGAGCAGCAGCAGCAGCAGCAGGAAGAGGAGGAAGAAGAGGGACCACCAGCACCACAGCAAGUUAACCCUGGUGAGGAAGACCUGGACCUUGAUGAUGCAGAGUUGUUGGCCAGUCUGGACACACAGGAGGAGGUGCAAAGGGUUCCGGUGGGUUCUGUUGGAGACAGUGGCUACGGGACACUGGGUGACAUCUCCACUUCCUCUCUCAGGAGUGUUGUCUCCACAGCGUCAUCCAGAAGUGAAGCCUCCGCCCACUCUUACAGAAGUGGCUUGGCCCACAGUAGCAGAGGUGGUUUGCUCCAGGAGGAUCCUGACCCCAUUGACCUCCUACUAUCUGACCAAGAGAUUCAGGCAGAGGUCCAAGACCACCACAUGGCAGAAGAAGACUUUCCUGAUGAAGACUUCGACGAUAUUCCUUUUGAUGAGUUGGACAGUGUGAUCUAUCGGCAAACCACAAAUGUUACUGCGCACAGUGUCAGUCACAGAAACACAUCUAAAAGUAACACCAGAACAUCGGGGAAUCCCGGCAGUUUCGACGGCGCCACAAAAGCCCAAACUUCACAGUUUGAGCGGCACGAGUCAAAUUUCUCAGGGUUACGUUCUGGUUCUUGCAACUCCAGAUCUAUCACACCGAACAGAGACCUUUUAGGCAGUGCUAAAGGAGCUAAUGGGCAGUUAGCAGCCACAACUUCCACACCGUCCUUUACCCCAACAGCUUUAGAGCCGUCACAUGAACCACAACUCAUAAGUGAUGAGGAGACAGAUUUUAUGGAUGAGGACAUGGACUGCUUUCUUGAAGAGGUAGAAAACUUUGGCGUGCAUCCUGGAGCGCAGGGGCCGAGGAGAGACAUAGCGGACGCUACCAAAGCAGAGAGUUCAGGGCCCAGUUAUGCACCUGAUUCAUCAAGAUCUGUAAGAGAUGGUGUUUCUAUUCGCACAGGACACACAACACCUCAUGAGCAAACUUCAAACAGUGCAGACCACAACAAACUGCCUGCUAAAAAGGAUACACAAAGUGACAGGACAGCUCCUGUUCUCACUCUGACCUCUCCACCUUUUACGUACUUGUGUCUCCUAGAGGACCUGAAGUCUAAGCCACACCCCCGCACCACAGAGAUCCGUGUGAAAGCGUUCAUCGUUACUCUUCUAGGGAAACUCAUCAGCAGGAACAAUGCUUGGAGUGUGUGUGCAACAAUAUCAGAUGGAACCAGUUACAUGGAUGUGGAGCUGUCGGAUAAGGUUUUGACGGACCUGCUUGGCUUCUCCGUGGCGGAGAAGGCGUCUCUGAAGCGUAACCCAGCCCGGAGGGGUGAGCUUGACGCAGGGAUGCGGAGAUGUCAGGAAGGCCUGGUGGACAUGUGUUGUCUUAUGACCAUUGUGGUUGAACCCGACGGUGGGAAAGCGGUUGUGACAAAGGCAGACCAGGUCACUGAGAAAGUACUGCAGGAGCUGGAGAUGAGGGCAAGAGCCAGGAGAAGAUAAACACAGAAAAAGGUUCAGGGACUCUUGAUUAAAGAUGAAAAGUCACAACCUUAAUGGAAUUAAAUAUAAGACCACGCAGUAACAGUGCCACAAAAGGUUUCCCCUCACACAAAAUUGAAACAAAGGUAUUCUUUUUAGGGUUGGAAAUCAAUCUGGCCAUCUGCUUCAGAUUUAGAGCAGAAUGUGCGAACUGAAUGUCUGCUGAUCACCAAGCAGUGUGUUGCAAUGCAUCCCAUCUGCUGUAUGAGAAUGUGACAGUCUGUUAUUUGUCAUCGGAGCAUUUCAUUCAUCUAUUCACGGAGCUAUUUCCUGCCUGAACGCACUUCAUCAUUAACAAGCAGGAUGGAACAUUUGAUCUAUAGGAUAUGUCAAUAAUUGGCUAUUCACAUUUCAGUUUGGAUAUUUCAGAGCUGAGCGUCCAACAUGUAACAUUUAAAACGGAGCCAAGACGAGUGUAUAACAUCUGAGAUGAGAGCCGGGAGUGGAGGAUACAAAAUAAUUCAUUGUCUGAUUGUUGUAAUGAAUUUCCAGCCUUUGACUUCGUUCAGUACGUCCAUUAUUUUCUGCUGAAAAUGAUGAAAUAUUUAAGGGCAGUGUAGGCCUUUUAAUAAACUCCCCCACAGUGGUAUGAGAGGAAAGGCAGUUAAAGGAGAGUCCAUGGUGUUUGAUUAUUUCUGUUCAUUAUAGAUCCUCUUUAUAGAUAUAGAUAUAUAUAUAUAUAUAUUAUCUUUAAUGUGCACAUGCAUAUGUGAUGCGUUGUCUGUAUUUACCUAAUACUGAAAUAAACUUUUUCCUGACGAGUU
This is a messenger RNA of Solea solea (common sole), 3633 nucleotides long. It is a transcript of the gene rmi1, whose product is annotated as RMI1, RecQ mediated genome instability 1, homolog (S. cerevisiae). The record is from RefSeq and is a predicted model, not a curated record. Gene Ontology annotation, biological process: resolution of meiotic recombination intermediates; double-strand break repair via homologous recombination. The transcript has 9 exons. The coding region runs from base 689 to 2830 and encodes 713 amino acids. Gene Ontology annotation, molecular function: nucleotide binding. Gene Ontology annotation, cellular component: RecQ family helicase-topoisomerase III complex; nuclear body. NCBI's taxonomy places the organism in Eukaryota, Metazoa, Chordata, Actinopteri, Pleuronectiformes, Soleidae.